Molecule: messenger RNA, 357 nt
Organism: Tetrahymena thermophila SB210
Lineage: Eukaryota; Ciliophora; Oligohymenophorea; Hymenostomatida; Tetrahymenidae
Exons: 2
Source: RefSeq, a predicted model, not a curated record
AUGUGGGCUUAUUUCGCAUUUAAAGGCACGAGCUGGAUUAAAUUUCUUUUGACUGAUUUAAUUAAUUAGCUAUUCGAAAUUUUUGAGAUUUGUUAACACGAUCUCUAAAUACAAAAAUAGUAAUUAAAUAAUUCUCAAGGAUCUAUUUUAGUUUCUUUGUUCUAUUUUUAAUUUAGAUAUAGACCUUAAAUCCAAUCACAUUAUUUUAUUACACACCCCUUUCUAUCUUUUUUUUUUUGUAUAGUGCCUUCCAUCGCACGAACAUCCACCCUCUUAACGAAUUUCACAGAUUGUUAAAUUCAAAAUAAAUUUAAAUCGCAUUUUUUCAUGCAUCAGUUUUAUGUAAUUAUAGAGUGA